Messenger RNA from Rotaria sordida, 249 nucleotides. The record is from the annotation of a GenBank genome assembly. NCBI's taxonomy places the organism in Eukaryota, Metazoa, Rotifera, Eurotatoria, Philodinida, Philodinidae.
AUGAAUUAUUGCAUAAUAACUAAUAAUUUUAUAAGUAUUCUACUUUUAUUACUUUCAUGUUUAUCAUCAAUAACAUGUCAUCCACAUCGUAAACAAAAAGAUUUAAUAUCAACAUCACGAUCUAUUCCAUCAACAACAACAAUAAUAAAUAAUGCAACAAUAAUUGAUAGUGAUGAUGAUGAAUAUUAUGAAGAUGAUAUUGAACAUAUUGAAUCAAGAACAACAACAUACAGUAAUACUGGAUCAUGA